AAUGGCUGUAACUUCAUCUUUACUCACGUACCCAAAUAGUAUCUUGAUUUUCAAACAAUUCCCCUCACUGCGAGAGAUCAUUCGUGGCCUACUACGAUGGAAGAGAAAAGCAUGCAAGAAGCGGUGCCAGCUUUCAACCCACCAGAAGGAAAUGAAAGCAAGGACGAGCAAAAUUCAAAGGUGGGCACGGCUAUCGUCAGUGUGGUUAAGAAUCUUCGGGAACAAAUCGAAGUUAUAUACGGGGGAACUGGCGCGCCACUCCCUUACAGUAUUCGAAAUCCAUUAGAUAGACUGAGGAAGGGAGCAGCGCAAGUUGCUAAUAAUGAGAAAGGGAAUCGAGAAGACAAAUAUGUCUGUAAAGUUGUUCGUUUACCCAUGGACGCAUGGUUAAAAAAGGGUUGGAAGGAAAAGGAUCCGCCGGUCCAUGCCAUCCAGGCUUUCUACCGCGCUGUACCCGACCAUACGCAUAUGCAAGUAAAUGAGGAUAGGGGGGUACAAUCAGCAGCAACGAUAAGGCCGGCGAGUGAGAGGCCUUUGAGAGUUGUAGUUAACUCAAAGCUCUUAAUUCAAGGCAUUGAGGAAAUCACUGGCAUUGGGAUUGACGAACACCCUCUUGUGGUUAAUUCCCCUUAUAAGUUAUUCAUGCAUGCCUUACCUCUUAUUGAACCGUAUCUUGCCAAGCUCAAGGCCAAACACUCGGAACUCGGCAACAUUAUGGAUUCCCAGAUAUCCAAAUGGAAGAGCAGAGCCGAAAAUACCUCCGAACCUAAAGCCAAUCAACCAGAUGGAGCAGAAGACAAUAACACCACUACAACUGACAGUUUGGCUUCUGAUAUCGAAACACUUGGUAACAAGAUUGACCACUUUGAGCUUCUUUUGAAUUUCAUCCAAACAGACCUACAACAUCUGAUAGAGCUCCGGAAACAUGUGGCAGAUUUGACACUGGAGUCCAUCACGUUCGAGGAUCUGUGGCACUUGUUCAGCGUAGGGGACACUAUAUUCACAAACGAGGGCCGUCACGAACAGCUAUAUGUUACCUACAUGAUAGCAGGUGGAAAGCAACGGCUGCGAAACCGGACGUUAGGGGAACUUGAAAAUAUUCGUAGGAGAGAACUGGGUCGCAUAUUAAAUCGUCGGACAAACUGGCAUGAUGCCAAUAAUGAUGACAGCGAUGAGUACGAUGAAGAGAGGUUACGCAUUAAAACAUCAGGCAAGGGGACAUGGGCUCCUCUGACCAUUGACUGUUAUCGAAUGGCUUGCGAUGGCAAUUAUAUCGGGCCCAUCGACGAAGUUAAAAAGAUACCACCAUUCAUCGGAAAAAAGCGCAUUACGGAAUUACCAGUGUACCCAUUAGCAUUUCAUCCCGAAGCAAAAGAAGUCAAGAAGCGACUGGAGGAACGCGGAAAGAGCUUUCUCCGUUGCAGCGGCCACAGAAGUUACUUUGGGAUCGCAUAUGAUCAUCGACACGAGCAUAUUAAGGAGGAGCUUCACGGUGAUGUAUACAUCGAUUUCGAAGAAUACUAUCGCUCAGAACGGAGAGUGGAGCGCCCUCGCCUCGGGAAGCUUCGUAUGUCGGAGACUAGUCGCCCGGAAGUCAGCGAGCUUGACCACACGGUGGGAUUAGAUGAUAAUAAGCUCAUUGAACUCGUAGACUACCAGAUCGAUCAGCUCAGGGCGGAGACGUUUCUCGCGGAAACAACCCCGAACAAAGAAUUGCUGACCACGCCGGAAGCGCUCAAUACCCCUGAUAUUAUCUACCUCUUUCCUCAUUGGGUUGUUGCCUUUGCUUUUCGAACGCGAGCCUGGGUUCACUUGGACUUGGACUGCAUAAGCGAGAUGGAUAAGAGUGACGAAGCUCGAAGGACGGGCUUUAACGAGCUUGUAAUACCGCAAAAGUACCGCAAGCUGCUGGUAUCUCUUGUCGAAAGCCACGCCUCGGGGCACAGGAAGAAGAUGGAUCAUAAGAAUACAGCGACAAGCGAAGAGCCAAUCAGGCAGAUCGACCUGGUCAGGGGCAAGGGUCUUGGUCUCAUUAUCCUUCUUCAUGGCCCCCCCGGAUCUGGGAAAACGAGCACGGCCGAGACUAUCGCGGCUUAUACUGGAAGGCCCUUGUACGCCCUGACUUGUGGAGACCUUGGUCUACGUAUCGACCAUAUUGAGGCGCAGCUAGAGUUGCACACUAGACGUGCCGAUAAAUGGGGAUGCGUGCUAUUACUCGACGAAGCAGACGUGUUCUUGGUCAAACGAGGAUGGAAGGAAAUGGGGAGGAACGCCUUAGUCGCUGUGUUUUUGCGACAACUUGAAUACUACGCCGGGAUACUCUUCCUCACGACCAACCGCGUGGGCAUUCUCGACGAGGCGUUCACCUCACGGAUCCACGUCGCGCUCCGCUACCCCAAGAUUGAGCGGAAGCAGACCCUCAAGAUAUGGAAGAACAUCCUCGACCGCCUCGCCCGCGACAACGCGAACCGCGAGAUCAAGAUCGACUUCGACCGGGAGGAUAUCCUCGACUAUGCCGAGUCGCAGUUCGAGAAGUGCAAGGAGAACGAGUCGACGUGGAACGGGCGGCAGAUCCGCAACGCCUUCCAGACCGCCAUCGCGCUCGGCCAGUACGAGCGCUCGAUGCGCCUGCAGGAGAAGGGCCUCACGUCCGAGGAGGCGCUCCGCACCGGGAAGAAGAAGUGGCGCCGCCUGAAGCUGAGCACCGAGUACUUCGAGGUCAUCGCCGACACGGCCCAGGAGUUCGAGGACUACCUGUACGCCGUCCACGGCGAGCGCGAGCUCGACCGCGCCCUCGAAGAGAACAUCCGCAACGACUACUUCAACGACCGCAACGUCACCGUCCGCGUGCACAGGGAAGAGCCGCCGCCGCCACGGGUCCCCGCCACCGACGGCAGAGGCCCCGUGAGCUCCGGCGUGUCGUCGUCGCGGAGGUCGGGGCCGAGCGCCCGGCCCGCGGCCAAUAAUCCUAGCAGCAUCGGCGGUUCCAAACUACAUACCAACAGGCCGCCCUCUAUCUCGGUCUCGUCCGGGCCGGCAUCCCCCGCGGAGAGUGGCGACGAAAAUGGCGCCGCCGUUAACCACGGGCAUGCCAAGAAGCGGCCCCAGAAGAAGGCACGUUCAAGUUCCGAGUCGGAGUCGGAUUAGGUUUUAUUUUGGGUAUUCUCACUGUUGUCGUCUGUUCGUGGAAUGCAUUUUUUGCUGCAGCUUUCUGGUCACUUUCUUAUGCGUGCUUCUGCAGAGAAGAGGGAUGCCAUGUAUUUCUCGCAAGCUUGGAACUAUCCCAACCCGUUACACUAAGCACCUAACCUAGCUCAAUCCAAGUACAAUUUCCUUCCCCUUCUGGU
Messenger RNA from Hypoxylon fragiforme, 3347 nucleotides. RefSeq lists its product as uncharacterized. The record is from RefSeq and is a predicted model, not a curated record. Lineage: Eukaryota; Fungi; Ascomycota; Sordariomycetes; Xylariales; Hypoxylaceae. Bases 97 to 3147 code for a protein of 1016 amino acids. Gene Ontology annotation, molecular function: ATP binding; ATP hydrolysis activity. The transcript is spliced from 7 exons.